Molecule: messenger RNA, 2372 nt
Organism: Myiozetetes cayanensis
Lineage: Eukaryota; Metazoa; Chordata; Aves; Passeriformes; Tyrannidae
Gene: EPSTI1
Product: epithelial stromal interaction 1
Exons: 11
Coding region: 68-979 (303 amino acids)
Source: RefSeq, a predicted model, not a curated record
GUUUUGAGCCUUUCCCUAGCCUAAUCAGCAAUACUUGUGUCUCACAUUGCAAAGUACUCUGAAAGCAAUGUCUGGGAUUAGAGGAUGGAGGCAAGGCAGCAGGUACAGGACAGCUGCUGGCACUAGUACUCCGUUUUCCUCUCAGGGUUACCCCUUGGAUGGCAACAACAAAACAGAGAAGGGUACAAACACCCAGAAGCUGACAACGUCUGGAGAGGAACAAAGCAGCCCAGCACCAGUCUACCAACAACAGCAAGAGCAGCACUUAAACCCAUAUGUCUUGGUAACUCCAGAUGAAACCAGAAGAAAGAAGUUACAGCAAAUUGCUAAGAAAGAGCUAGAUGACCUGGAGCGGUGGAAGGAAGACCACAGGCCAGGGCCGAUUACGCUGGUUCCACAGAGACUGGGUGGAAAGGAAUCAGAGGCUCAAGCAAGGCAAAACCAGCAAAUGAUGCUCAUGCAAUCUAAAUACCAGCAAAAGCACAAGAGAGAAGAAUAUGUAAAAGCAAGAAAGGCAGCUGAAGAAGCUGAAAUCCUGAAAAAGAAAACAAUUCAGAGAGAAAAGGCAGAGAGACUUGAAGUUAAAAAAAGACAACAAGAAAUGCAAAGAAGAGAGAUGUUUCUUGGAGAUCAACUGUACAAAACCAAUGAAUUAUUGAACAGAUUGGACGUGGGUUUGCCAAAGAGUGAUUCCUGUCAGAUUGCUAAUCCUGGCCCAGAAUCUACAGCAUGGACACGAAGCCAUGCUUAUAAGCAAGCUCUUCGAGAGGAUGAAAACAGAAGAGUAGAGGAAAUGAAGCAAGAACAACGGAGGAAGGCUGAAUUAAUGGAAUUUAAACAAAAGCAGGAAGAGGAAGCCAGGAUAAGAGCGCAUCAAAAUGAACAGAGGAGGGUAAAUAAUGCAUUCCUGGACCGACUCCAGAAGAAAACACAACUUAAUAACAGCUACCAACCUGGAUAUACUGGACUACCUCAUUAAUGGCACAAGGAGUAUUGGAGAAAUAUUCGCUUUUAUCUGGCCUAGGCAAAAUGACUUCAUAAAAGCUCCAAGAAACCGCUUCUUUAUCAUUGUGAUUUUUUUCUUACGCUGACUUCAGCUGCACACCCACUUCAUGAGCAAUCUGCAGAGACUGGUUCCUAGCUGUCAUUAUUCAUACAUAUUUGAAACAGUUGAUUAUGAAAGUCUAUUUAAUUUUUAAUAAGAAUAUGUGUCCUUUUUUUUCAUAAAUUGUUUUGCCUCAUGCAGAAUGUAAUUAUCCCAGUCUUUGGGAUCUCAGAAGAAGGAGACGUUAGUGGCUGCAGAAACUGCAGUAAUAUCUGCGUUUACUUGCUGCUCUAUACCGGGACAAAAACAACUUGGAGAGGAACUAAAGAAGAAGGUAGAUGGUUUUCUUUUGGAAAGGCAAUUUUGUGAAAUUGUUUUACUACUAUAUUCAACAACAGACACUGAAGAAGAAAUGCAUGCAUUAUAGACAGGAUAUUUUAAAUAUGUUCUUAGAAAAAUACAACACAUGAAAGAAAUAAAGCUUGAAAUAACACUGAAGUUUAUUUUAUCACUCCACAACUUUGGCGGUAUGAUAUACUAUUUUUUCACUUUGCCUGUUUUACCUUGGUAACUUCUGUUACAUGUGUAGGGAAAACUACUCCUAGGUUAACUUUAGUUUCUUGCUUUUGUUUGUCCCUCUAGUCUAAUGGAAUUUAAUUUGAGUCUCCCUGUUUCUGAGAAAGUUGGGAACACUUUAAUGCUUUCCAAAAGUCAGAUGCAUGACCAAGAUAUUUCUUUUGUGAAAGAAAGGUCUACAAUACACGUUACAUAAACCACGCAGAGAAGAAAAAGUAUCUGUGUCAUUUACAAGUACGUCUUAGGCAAAGUUAAAGGUUUACGGAGCAGUUUUGUUCAGUGUGCAGGCAUACCAUGAUGUUUUUCCAUCACUCUAGCAAUAUGGAAACUUCAUAAUGAAUCAUCUGAAGUUUUCUUUUGAACCACUGAUGUGUCAAUCUUUCCUUUCUCCUCUGGGACACUCUGUAGUUGCCCUUGGCUCUGUUUGCCUCAAAGAGUUACUCAAAUCUCUCAUACUACUAGCUAGCUGAUGUUCAUAAGAAGUGCUGGAGAUCUUGGCAAUAUUCUGUGGUUUAGCCAUUAUUUUAGGUAUAUGACGCUGGGAAAAUUCCUUGGGAAGACUUUUUCAUCCCUACAUAGUGGCAAUGUAUUGCAAACAAUAUUUGACUGUGUCGUUGGGCUUUUGCUUUGGAAAUUAAAUUUACAUUUGUCUCCAAGAACUCCUUUACACAGCCUUCUUUGACAGAUAUCCAGACAUCUGCAGAGUGGGCUAUACAUACAUGCAUACACAUAUAUUUUAAAGGAAAUGUCC